Molecule: messenger RNA, 5593 nt
Organism: Sciurus carolinensis (gray squirrel)
Lineage: Eukaryota; Metazoa; Chordata; Mammalia; Rodentia; Sciuridae
Gene: Itpripl2
Product: ITPRIP like 2
Exons: 1
Coding region: 676-2283 (535 amino acids)
Source: RefSeq, a predicted model, not a curated record
UAACCGCCUGACAGCAGGGCUCCGGGGCUCCUCGGACGAGGCCACCGCCCCGAAUCAGGGCCUUCCCAGUCCUGCCUUCGCGGAGGGAGGACGGGGUUGGCCCGCGGGAGGCCAGUUCCCAGCGCGUCCAGAAGUCCCUCCCGCCGCCCGGCGUCGCUUUAAGGCGGAGGCCCGGGAGGGGGCCGACCCCGCCCGCCGCCCGGCUGGCUCCAGACUCCGGCAUUUCCUCCCCGCUCGCUGGCGCGGCCUGGCCUCGCCUCCCCUCGGAAGAGGAAGCUCCCGCGGCCCGAGUAACGGGCCCCGGCGCCGAGGGCAGCGGCAGGAGAACCAGGAGGGCCGCCCAGGGUAGGAGCGAGCCGGGCCGGGCCAGAAACUGGCCGAGGGCGGCGCGCCGGGGCGCCGGGCGGGCAGGGCCGCCGGGCCGGACGCAGCGCGCAGGGCGCGGCCGGGAGCCCGGGCGUGCAGGGCGGGCCGCAGCUGGAAAGAAAACUUGAGCUGGGAGAGGAGGCCGAGCUGCAGGGCGGCGGCCCCCCGCCGGCGAACGGGGGAGCCGCCGCGGAAGCCAAGGAGACGGGGGCCGCGGGGCCGCCGGGCGGCUGCGCGCAUGCCGGGCCCGGGGCGCCUCCUGGGCUCGCGCCCUGGGCUGCUCGGCCGCCGCGGCCCCGGGCGCCCGGCAUGUCGGUGCACUACACCCUCAAUCUGCGAGUCUUCUGGCCGCUGGUGACCGGCCUGUGCACCGCCCUCGUGUGCCUCUACCAUGUCCUGCGGGGAAGCGCGGGCGCCCGGGCCGAGCCCCCGGACGGCGCGGACAGCGGCUUCCCGCUGCUCAAAUUGGCCAUCCUGCUCCUGCUCGGCUACGUCCUUCUGCGCUGUCGCCACUUCGUCCGGCAGCGCUUCCUGCCCGGCUCUUCUCGCCUGGCGGGCCACUCUGCCUUCUCACCUAGAAGCCUCGGAGAGCCGGACCUGGGCAUCUUGCUGGAGAGUUACUACGAGCACGAGGUGCGCCUGUCGCCGCACGUGUUGGGCCACAGCAAGGCGCACGUGAGCCGGAUCGUGGGCGAGCUGGUGAGGGCCGGCCGUGCUCGGGGUUCCCCAGGUCCCAUCCCCGGAGGAGCGCUGGCCUUGGCCUUCCGCGGAGACUUCAUCCAGGUGGGCAGCUCCUACGAGCAGCAUAAAAUCCGCCGGCCGGACAGCUUCGACGUGCUGGUACCCCUGCGCCUCCCACCGCUGGUGGCGCUGGAGCCGCGGAGCCUGGGCACUGAGCCCGCGCUGGCCCCGGCCUUCCGCAGCUGCUUCGUGUGCGCCCUCAAGGCGCCGCCCUCGCCAUCGGGGGCCUCCGGGGGCCAGUGGCUUCGGGACUGCAAACCCUUCGCGGAUGGCUUCUGCGUGGAUGUGCGCGGGCGGCGUCACCUAUCUGCCGCGUUGGUGCUGCGUUGGUUCCAGUCGCACCUGCAGCGCUCCCUGGCUACCGUGCGCUACAGCUUGGAGGGACGCUGUCGGGUCAGCCUGACCCCCGGGGGCCUGGAGCAGCCUCCCACCCUGCACAUCCUGCCCUGCCGCACUGACUAUGGCUGCUGCCGCCUGUCCAUGGCUGUGCGUCUCAUCCCCGCCGUCCAUCUGGGCGACGGUGUCUUCCUUGUGGCACCACCGCCGCCACCUUCACCCAUCGGGCCCCUGUUGGAGCUCCCAGGAGGCCUGCGCACUGAGGCACUGUGGGGUGUGAACACAGCUCGUCAGGAGCAGAAGCUCCUGGGCUGGCUGCAGGAACGGGCCCCUCCAGGUGCCUGCUACCUCAAGUGCCUGCAAUUGCUUAAGGCUCUGCGAGACCUGGGUGCCCGCGGGCUGGACCCGAUGGCUGCCACCCAGUGGGGACGCAUCCUGUCGUCUUACGUGCUCAAGACAGUGCUGCUGACGGUGCUGCUGCGCCAUGGGGCCCCUGCGCGCGCCUGGGAGGAGGCACGCCUGAGUGAGUGUUUGGAAGAGUUGGUGCAGUUCCUUAGGGGCUGCCUGCUGAGACGGCAUACGCUCUUCCACUGUGUCCUGGGCCCGGGUGGGGCGGCCACCGAGGUGGGCCCCCUGCCCAAGGUCCUGCGUGAAGCCGCCCCAGUUGACCUUCUGGCCGCCUUCGAUCCUCACGCCCGCGAACUCACAGCGGCGAGGUUGCUGUCCACGUGGCGAAGGCUGCCACAGCUUCUCCGGGCCUACGGGGGUCCCCGCUACCUUGCCAGGUGCCCCCCGCCCCGGAGUCAGCGCACACAGGGGUUCCCUGAAGAUGAACCCUAAACCUUGACAGUACCCGCACCCGACCAAAUGCUCCUAAAACCUUUCCCACCUGGUGACUGUAGGGAUGAGGCCAAAGGCAAGAUGGCUGUUGGAACAUGUGGAGGAUGCCACAGGCUUUGGUGGCUCCACAACCAAAUAUAAUUACUGCAUCUUCUUUACACCUGCUAGAGGGUCCCGAACAAACUGGCACAAUGCCCAACUGCAGCUGUGGGGAUUUGGUCAGAAUGGUGAUCUGGGUGGAAACUUGUAGAAAUAUCUAGUUCCCAAGGAAGUCCAGUAAAGAAAGCAAAAGCUAGCUGCAGGGCAAGUUCCCUCUGUCUGUUUCUAGAAACAGAGCUCAGUGCACCCAGAUUUUUUUAUUAACAAAUGUUUAUGACAUACCUAUUUGCUUGGGACUAGGUUCCCAACUGAAUUUUUUUUUUCUUAAUAUCUGAAUCUUUAUGGACAACUGAAGUUCUGUUGCAGCAAUUAGUAUUCUGAGGAACAUCAUUCCUCUAUUCAAAUUAAUCCCAAAGUAUUUUAUGGUGCAAUCACAGAUGUUUGAUAGGAUUGUCAGUAACUGCGUCUUACAUGUGUCAAGGCAGUCAAGAGUUGGUUAGAGAGAUUUCCAGAGCAAAUAGCACUUUAUGUUGAUCUCUUGUUUUGUGGUGAGAGCACCAAGCCUUGAAUCUGAAAGGAAGGUCAGUUACUUUGAUUUUGAAGACAUGUGCAGCUUUGAAAAGCAGGCAGCAUGUUGACUUCACAUCCCCCCAGGCCAUGAGUUGGAUGAGGUACCAGUGAGUCAACACCAGUUCAUUGAGUGCCUACUGUGAGCCAGCACAAUGCAGAGUAGCAACAAAGUCCAUAAUUCAGACACUGCAAGCAUAAAACAUGUUGGCUCUUGAGAAAGAGACAGUUCAGUCUUUGCCUAUAAAGAUGUCUGGCUAACCUUUGCUUCUGGCUGGACCCAGAAACCUGUUUUUGGUUUUAAGGCUUUUUAAGCAAACUCCUUUGCAGAGGUGUCUCUCUGAGUUUCAGGAGUGCCUGAAGAGGCAAGUCAGCUGCCACGGUGGCUGGCGCUGUCCAUCAGUGCCAAGUGAUAGCUAGUGGUUGGAAGUUUCUUCCUGUUUGCCCAGGCAGCCCAAGUGGUCCCGAAGGGCCAGCUCUGAGAGGCUCUUGAUUCAGCCUGGGUUUUGCAAAACAGUUCACAUACAGAUCAGUACCUCAGGAUCUGUCCUGGGAGAUCAGUUACUCCUGAUCUGUGUGUGGGCAGAGGGGAGGAAGAGCAGGAGAGAUAGCAGUUUGCUCUUUUUUCUCUUUGGGUAUAAAUAUCACCGGGUUGGGGGUAGGAUGCAGCUAAGAGGAGCCUGUUUUGAGACUUUCCUUGUUCUCCCAAACGCAGUUCAAGUUUCAAAUGCUCCAUGAAGCACUGAUUGGAAAUGCAGCCUGUCUCAGCCUUAUACUUGGGAUUUAAAAACAAAAAGAACCAAAGACAUGUACUUCCUUAGACUCUUAUAGGCUAAACUUGGAAGAUAGAAAUAGUUACGUGAAUAGGGUCAUUGUUUAAUUUCUGAGCUAUUUUGGGGGAGUUGCAUAAGCCUUUCUUUAGGGGAUCCACUUGGCCACUGUGGGAAAUCCUGGUGCAUAAAUAAUUUACAGGGAAUCCUUCUCAUCAGAGCUGCAUAGGUUUCUUAUAUCCUUUGCAACCUUGGACUGAGAGAGAAACAGCCUCGGAUGGUGUGCUGUCUCUUUAAGGUUGUUUUGGGGACCACUGACUUUGAUACCCCACAGGUUCUUCCUAGCUUUUGAGGCCAAUGUUAAGACAUAAGGUACUACAUAGAGCAAAGGGGUAAAUGACCAGCUUCCUGCAAAGAUAUAAACUGCACAGUAUUUUUUAAAAAUUUUACUUUUUAAAAUAAAUGCCAACAGUAGAUCUUAUAUCUAUAUCUAUAUCUAUAUAUUUAUAUAAACAUAAUUUCCAAACUCAGCCCUAACUUCCCCUGUAGUCAUUAAGUCUACUGGAGUGGGGACCAAUGAGACAAUAUUGAGUGGAUUAUAAAGCUUUAAAAACUAAAUUUUCCAGAUAUUUCUAGCUGAGUUGGUAGAUUCCUUUUUUAUCUUAAUAGUAUUUUAAAGUAUAAAUCUGGUAAUGUAGUAUUCUUGUAGUUUUUUAUAUUAUUAUUAUUAUUUCAGGUGAAUUACCCCAAACCUCAUCCAUCCUCAAGGUUCUUAAAUUUUAUUUUUUUAAAUUAAUGGGCAUUGUAUUUGUGACUUUUUAAAAUGUUAAUGUUUUUAUUUAAAUGCCAUGCUGAGCAAUUAUUCUCUGUACAUGGUAACCAAAACUUAAGAGAUUUCGAUCAAUUUUGAUCAAUGCUUAGUGAUCCAAAACAUGUACUGUGUACAAAUGAAAUAAUAUGGCAUCUUAGCCAGGUGUGAUGGUUGCCCAAGGCAUUGACAUUAAGUUCAAUUCUGCAUUUUAUUAGGGCUCCGUCAUAUCCCUCUUCUGAAAUGUACACAUUUUUGGUGUAUGCUUGGUACUGGAGAUUCAUAUAUAAAUAUUCUCAUACAAGAAGGCUCUACAAAAAUGGGGGUGGGGGGGUAUUGUUUAACCAGUGACCAGAGAAAAUGUUUUGGGGUAAUCCCAGAGCUUGGGAGGCUGAGGCAGGAGGAUCACAAGUUCAAAGCCAGCCUCUGCAACUUAGUGAGGCCCUCAGCAACUCAGUGAGACUCUGUCUCUAAAUAAAAAAUAAAAAGGCCUGGGGAUGUGGCUCAGGGGUUGAGUGCCCCUGAGUUCAAUCCCCAGUACCAAAAAAAAAAAAAAAGUUUUGGGGACGAUCACUAGGCCAUUUUGUCAAACACCCUUCAGGAACUCCCACUGACCUGGCGUGGAGCCUUCGGGAUGCUGGUGGACUGAGAGAAGAUGGGUUUUGCAAAACAAAUCUGGAACUGAAAGAAAGGAGAAUGUGAGAGACCAGAGAGAAAUCUGAAGAAUUCAGGAAGGCAGCUCAAGAUGGAAGUGGGAGAGAGAGGGGAGAAGGGAGCGGAGGACCAGAGGGUACGGGAGAGGUUUGGGGGAGGUGGGAAGCACCGUUUUCGGUGUAUGCUCUUUCCAGCUGGGGGUCGCAAACUCAGCAGCCUGCAGGAACAAGGGAGGGAAGUGCACGGGAGGGGUGGGAAAUGCCGCCUUCACGGGGGCGGCCGCGACUCGGCUCCAGGCUGGGAACCGGAGGGAGAAGUGGGCAGCUUUCUUUUUUUAAAGUUUAAAAAAGAAAAAAACCAAAACAAAACUCACUGAUUAUUUAAAUCAAUAUUUUUAAAUGUCCAAAUCAUU